CUGAAAAGAAAGAGAGAGUUGAGGUUUAUUUUUAUGUAUAAAGAAAAAGGAAAAACAAGUUCCUUGAGAUCGACAAGCAGAUCCCACCGAAAUAAAUUCAUAACUUCUUCUACCUUACACCCCUUCUCCAUCUUCAUAAAACCCUUGUUCACAGAAUUCACCACCUCCCUGUUGUGAGUGUGAUAUUAUUUUUAUUAUCCUUCUUUCAUCUCCCUGAGUAAUUGUAGAAAUAGUGAGAGAGAGAGAGAGAGAGGAGAGAGAGAUAGAACCCUAUGCUGGGGGACUUGGGGAGCUCCUCGGAUGCCACCACCGCCACAGCCAUGGUCGUAGAGCCCUACGAGGGCGGUGGCGGUGAUGUCGGGGUCGGUUCAAACUCGGGUGAGGAGGAGAAAAGUAAUUAUGGCAGAGGUGGUGACGGUGGCGGUGGUAGCGGUGAGGAGUUUGGUGACAAAAGCUUCGGUGGCAACCGGUGGCCUCGGCAGGAAACGUUGGCUCUAUUGAAGAUUCGGUCUGACAUGGACGUGGCGUUUCGUGAUGCAAGUGGUAAAGGUCCAUUAUGGGAUGAAGUUUCCAGAAAGCUAGCAGAGCUUGGCUUUCAUCGAAGCGCCAAGAAAUGCAAGGAGAAAUUCGAGAACGUCUACAAGUACCACAGGAGAACAAAAGAAGGCCGCACCGGCAAAUCGGACGGCAAGACAUAUCGGUUCUUUGAGCAAUUACAAGCCCUCGAAAAUCAACCUCCGACUCCAACCACGCCCAACUCCACUACCAAUCAUCAAUCAAGCCCACAAUCCACAAUUGCAAUGCCAGUGUCAAACCCUCUUCCCCUUCCUACAAUUUCUCAUAUCAAUAGUACUAGUACUAAGAGUACUAAUACUGUUCUAUCCACUGCACCACACCAAGGAAUUACAACACCAACAAUCCCUAGUUCGUUAUUCCCGCCAACGAAUUCCAUAAUUUUCUCACCACCGCCGCAGCAAAACCCUACUUCUCACCUCUCGCAUCACCAGGCUACUACAUUUGUCCCGCAUUCUACAUUUCCGAGCAUAUCAUCUGCCGAUCUCAUGUCGAAUUCAACCGCUUCAUCGACCUCAUCCGACGAAGAAAUGGAAGGCCGGGCCAAGAGGAAGAGGAAGUGGAAGGACUUCUUCGAGACCCUGAUGAAGGAGGUGGUCCGCAAGCAGGAGGAUCUCCAGAGGAGGUUCUUUGAAGCCAUUGAGAAACGCGAGCAAGAAAAAAUGGCAAGAGAAGAAGCCUGGAGAAUGCAGGAGAUGGCCCGUAUCAACCGCGAACGUGAUAUUCUUGCCCAAGAACGCUCCAUCGCCGCCGCCAAAGACACCGCAGUCAUGUCCUUUUUGCAAAAGAUAGCCGAACAACAGCAACCCCAAGCCACACCUAAUAACCAUUUGCCGACGUCACAAACGCCGCAACCACCUCCAGCUCAGCAAUCAGCUGCUCCUACUCCGGCUCCUCCGCAACGGCAGCACACUACACCACCACCACCAGCGCUGCAGAUAACACAAGCGCCGAUCACGUCUUUCGAGCUUACUGCGAUAGCAAAUGGUGAGAGCAACAACAGUAAUAAUAAUAAUAUGGUAAGUCCAACAACGCCGAGCUCAUCGAGAUGGCCGAAAGUGGAGGUACAUUCACUCAUCAAGCUAAGAACAAGUCUGAACUCUAAGUACCAAGAGAACGGCCCCAAGGGACCUCUCUGGGAGGAGAUAUCUGCAGGGAUGAAGAAUCUCGGGUACAACCGGAGCUCCAAGAGGUGCAAGGAGAAGUGGGAGAACAUCAACAAGUACUUCAAGAAGGUCAAGGAGAGCAACAAGAAGAGGCCCGAGGAUUCCAAGACAUGUCCUUAUUUCCACCUCCUCGACAGUUUGUACAGAGAGAAGAACAACAAGGUCGAUCAGAUCGGAAAUAACAAUAACAACGGCAACAACAGUUCAGAGACCAAUGCAGCAGCGCUGAUGGUGAGGCCGGAGCAGCAAUGGCAACCUCCGGUGGAUCAGAACCAUGAGGAAGAAGAGAGGGAAGGUGACGAAGACGAAGACGAAGACGAGGAUGAUGAAGAAGACGAGGGCAACUAUGAGAUAGUGGCGAACAAAGGAGCUUCAGUUUCAGUGGGAGCAACAGAAGCUGAGUGAGUGAGGUCAUGAAAGAAAUGGCAAAGAAAUUAAGAAAGUUUGUUUCAAAUUUCAAAGCGGGUCAGGUUUCGCAGAGCUGCCGGAUCGGGUAAGUGGGUGGUGGAGUAAACUAGAAUGAAAAAUGCACAGAAGAGGCAAGAAAGCAAUAUAAAAAAAAAACAGAAACACACAUGGUGGGGAUAGCAAGGAAAAAGAGUGUGGUCGGUGAUCAUAUAUAUAGUACGUCGGUAAAUUAUUAUGUCUAUUUUACAAAUUUAUUUCUACAAUGAUAAAAAUAAGCUAGCUAUAGCCACGAGAAAGAAAUCUAGAGGUGUUCUUGUUCACAAAAUACACGAGUCACUUGUAAUA
Messenger RNA from Argentina anserina (silverweed cinquefoil), 2492 nucleotides. RefSeq names its product trihelix transcription factor DF1-like. The transcript has 2 exons. The record is from RefSeq and is a predicted model, not a curated record. Lineage: Eukaryota; Viridiplantae; Streptophyta; Magnoliopsida; Rosales; Rosaceae. Bases 273 to 2144 code for a protein of 623 amino acids.